GAAGUAAUGGUGCUGCAGGGCCGCCGCCUCCGCCACCAAUGGUUACAAGUGUACCUGCAAAGAGACUACCUUCAGAGAUUCCAGAAAGAUCUAAUGAACCGCCUCUAUGUGUACAAAAUGCAAUGCUGACAAAAGACAAGAAGCCUUUCACCUACACUCCGGGUGGUAUCGAUUUGUCGCAAAUUCGAUCUCCUCGAAUGGCACGACGGAUAGUGCGAAACGCUCAAAGCGAAGGAGUGACCGAAACUCCAAAACCGUCGCCUUUGGCCGCCCAUAGCAGCGAGCCUUUGCCGCCAUCGGCACUGGCCGCAAUGCAGCCUCAAAUGCCAAUUCAAGUUUUUCCAUCCAAUCCUCCUGCACCAAGACCAAAAGCUCCAUCAAGAGCUCCACCACCUCCACCAAUUUUGAUGAGACCGUCACGUCUUCAAAAACAGCAGUCACCAGGACCGCAAGAUUCGUCUGAAAAUCCAGCGAUAAGUACUUCGCAAUCACCGGUUUAUAGCCCGCAAUCAGGUCCUGUUACACCACAAACUUCUAACAGUCCAGGAACUACUCCAACGCAGCUUACACCGAAACCUCAAGUUGCUUCUAAACCUGCAAUGGUGGUUAGACCUCCACCUAUACUUCCGCCGGCUCGUAGUGCUCAGCGGACUUCAGAACAGACUCCGCGUUGGAGUCCUCCAAUUGAUCAGAAUGUGGGUUCUCUGGUAAUACCAGCCGUGCAGCAAAUGCCCAAAUUACAAUCUCCUCCUAUUCCGUGGAUGCAUCAAGGAUCAAGAAGUGCGCAACAAGAUGUUGCUCCUCCAUGGGUCAAUCGUGAGGAAAAUGACGAUGCUAAUGUGCGGCCAAGCUCCACGCAUAUUGUACCGAUGCAGGUUGAAGGAAGAGAUAAUUCACAACCGACGACUCCACAAACACCUGGAGCUAACAAACCAGGAGUUCGAGUGGUUCCAAUUAAAAUUGAAAGAUCUGAUAGAAAUACUCCACCGAAACAAAGAACACCUGAAGUGACUAAUCAGACGCCAGUUGGUUGGGGAAAAAAUAAUUCGGGUACGCCUACACAAUCUCGCGCUUUUAGAUUUCUACAACAGACUACUGAAGGUUACGAUGAUAUUAAACCCAAAACCGUGGUUGUACCAAUCGAGUAUGAGCAGCCUCCAUCUGAGCAAAUGCGCAAAUUACAAUUGGCAGAAGAUGACAAACUGCUUAUGGAUCAAUUUAAAGCGCAUGUCGAUGAGGAACAGUACUUGCAUACUGAAGAAGAGCCCAGAUUUCGAGGCGCCGCUAUUCCAUCGAAAGCAUUCAGAGUUUUGCAGUGCAUGACGGGCACCCAAGCAGAUGCUUGUCAGGAUGAAGGACCUAAAGGGCAGACACGUCCUGUUAAGCCACCAAAACCACAAGGAGUGGAUCCGACUUCGCCAAAGCCCUACAUACCACCGAGCGAACAGAAGGUACUAGAACCUAGAAAAUAUACUGGAUGUAACAUACCUGGACGCUCAUUUAAAAUUUUGCAAGCCAUUACUGAGCCCGAAAACUACGCCGAAGGCACGCUUCCAGAUGGUUGCGAGCCGUCUGUGUACGGCGGCCAACCCUGGGAAAAUUAUGAUCCAUGUUGGUCUCAAGAUCCAUAUUGGGGUUAUUACUAUGCAAACCCUGAAUCCUAUGCUCAGCCAACGUCCGAUGACACCGGCUCCUAUCAGGAAUCUGAUGUCGAUGCGACAGCACAGUACUGGCCGAUGCAUCCCUACGGCUACUAUUGUUACUACGGUUAUCCUCCAAUGUAUCCGCCAUAUUACUACCAAACAGAGCCGGAAAGUUGUACCGAAGACGAAACAACUUAUUAUGUACAAUCCGAACAAUCAGAAGCAUCUGACAAUAAUACAAAAUACGAAGAUACAACCGAGAAGGAAUCUGAAAGUUCCUCAGAUGAGUCCGAAACUGAACAUAAAGAAACUGAGGAUUCCAAUGAUAAAGGCAUUUCAAAUAAAAUUGAAAUAGUCGAUGAGGAUAACGUUAACGAAGAAAAUGAAGAGAAUAGUGCAAGUGAUGAUAAAGUAAGUUCGAAUGGCGAAGAAACAACCACAAAUGAAUUGCUUAAUAACGAAGAUGAACAAACUACAGCUGAAGACAUUAGCAUACAAGAGGAACAAUCAGUUACAGAAACGACAGAUAGCGAAUCUUCAGAUGAAAGUACCUUGGGCGAAGAACCUUUUAUCGUUCCUCAUCAAUUAAGCAUGAUUUUAGAAGAGAGUGAAUCUAAUUAUCUUGAUUCUCAGCAACACAGGGUACGUACAGAUAGCGCUUGCACGACUAUAAGCGAUUGCUCAACGACUAUAGUAAAUGCUUUAGAUGAUACUGAUAUAAAUGAUGAUGAUGACGAAGCAGAUACUGCUUCAUCAACCGUAACUGUAUGCUUGCCGCUAAAAUUAAAAUUCAGUCGCUCCGAAAAUGAUGAGGAUGUUACAACAAUAACAGUUGGAAAAAGUAAAAUGAAUCAUGAGAGUUUCGAAAGUGAAAGUCCCGAUGUAUCAGUUACUUUAGAGUGUCCUUUAUCAAAAUCAAAUUCAGAAACAGUUGACGUAGCAUGUACGAUUACAAGAAAAAUUUCAAGUGGAGACAUCAAUGUUAGGAAUAUAACUUCAACCGAAGAAAACUCUUCAGAUGACGAUAGUGAUGAAACUAGUGAAUCAUCAUCAGAAUCAGAUUCAGAAUCCGAAAAUGAAAAUGCAAACGGAAAAGUUAGUAAUGUAGUUUUUGAAAAGGAAGCAUCGAAAUUAAAUAAUGUACAAUCACAUGUUGAUAACACAUCACAGGAUUCAGAUGAUGAUUCUGACGAUUCAACAAGCAGUAGUAGUUCUUCAAGUGAAGAUAGUGAUAGUGAUACAGAUAACAAUAAUAAGAAAACAAAUAACACAUCUGAGGACAGCAUAAAUAAUGAAAGUUUAAAUAGAAAUUCAUCUAGAUCCAGUCUUAAGUCAAUGAAAAGCGUAACAUCUAUGUUAGAAAAAUCUUUCAGCAAUCACAUACUCUCGAAAAGUCAUAGCAAGAAAGUAUUAUCUACAUUAAAUAAAAAAUCUCAAGAAGACUCAGAGGAAGAAGUGGAUUCGGGUGUUACAUCAGAUAUAAGUAGGCAUAUUUCAGAAACAGACACAGAAUACGAUUCAUUCCCCGAACUACGUAAAAUGAAUAAAUACCAAAGAGCAGCGACACAUUCUCGAUUAUUCAAAUUAUUGCAGGGUGAAACCGGCGAUCAGACUGAUGAAGAACCAGAUGAUUCUCUGAAGGAACAAAAAUCUUUGGAAUCUGCACCUCGUUUACGACGUGAUUUUUCAGUACGUAGCGAUUCGACACGAUCUGUGGAUUCUGAAGCAGUAUUUGGCAAACGCGAACAAUUGUCUUUACCACUUCUUUCACAAUAUUCAGGUAGUGAUCCUGAUAGUUUAUCAUCUUCGAGCGGUCUAGCAUCGCCCGCAUCGCCAACCGUCAAUGAACGGUUACUAACCGAAUUAAUUCAGAGCCUUUUGCGCGGUAAAAAAGGCCGAACUCUUCGAAAGUUGCCGAUGGAAAAAUUGCGCGCAGCAGCUUUGCGAAUUUUGCAGGAAGAUAUGGAUCAGUACGAUACAGUGAGUUCGUCGACAACUGAUUCAACGCCAUCCGGAACACCUCAUGAUAUGUAUGGAAAUUACUAUUAUGACUAUAAUAAAUAUUACGAAACGUGGGGAAUGGUAAACUUGGACACAUCAAUAGACGAUUACGACAUAUUACCUUCGAAGGCAUUUAAAGGAUUGCAAGAAAGGGCGAUGGGCAUCAGUAAUAAUGGCCACAUCGGCGGGACGUGGGCCAAGUGUCCGCGAGUGCUAAGCGCCAAAAACAUCGCUCAAGAGAAAAUCAUUGUUAAAGCGAACGAAGAGGUCGUUUGCGGACCCGACAGCAGCGACCGAACCACGUGA
Messenger RNA from Ctenocephalides felis (cat flea), 3950 nucleotides. RefSeq lists its product as uncharacterized. NCBI's taxonomy places the organism in Eukaryota, Metazoa, Arthropoda, Insecta, Siphonaptera, Pulicidae. The record is from RefSeq and is a predicted model, not a curated record. The coding region runs from base 39 to 3950 and encodes 1303 amino acids. The transcript has 9 exons.